Diversispora eburnea is the source of this 137-nucleotide messenger RNA. The record is from the annotation of a GenBank genome assembly. Lineage: Eukaryota; Fungi; Glomeromycota; Glomeromycetes; Diversisporales; Diversisporaceae.
UAUCAAAUAUCAAGCAUACGAAUUUUGAAGUAGUCACCACUUCUCGAAAUCUUACUCCUGAGGAAGCUGAAAUUCUUAAACUCAAUUCAGAAUGUUCAGUUGUAGAUACUAUAGUACUUAAGCAUUUUUAUAUGUGA